UUCACACACAUUACCGGAAAAUGGUUAAUCUAUCAUCUCAUCUCUUUCUUUUAUCGCUUUCAUUGCAUUGUUGUUUUAUUGCUUGCUUAGCUGCAAAUACAAAAAACAUCACAACUGAUCAAUCUGCUCUUCUAGCAUUCAAAUCCCUAAUUACUUCAGACCCUUAUGAUGUGUUGGCUAAUAAUUGGUCAACGUCCUCUUCUGUAUGCAAUUGGAUUGGUGUAACUUGUGAUGAGCGACACGGUAGAGUCCACAGUUUGAUUCUCCGAAAUAUGAGUCUUAGAGGUACCGUUUCCCCAAACUUGGGGAAUCUGUCCUUUCUUGUUAUACUUGACCUCAAAAACAAUAGCUUCGGUGGUCAGCUUCCUACAGAGUUAUAUCGGUUGCGCCGAUUAAAGAUUCUUCAUAUCAGCUAUAACGAGUUUGAAGGGGGGAUUCCUGCAGCGUUAGGGGACUUAUCACAACUUGAAUAUUUGUAUCUUGGCGUUAACAAUUUCAGUGGUUUUAUUCCCCAAUCUAUUGGUAACCUUCAUCAGUUGAAAGAAUUGGGAAUUGGUCGGAACAAGAUGUCUGGACCCAUACCUCAAACAAUUUUAAACAUGUCUUCACUUGAAGUUCUCCAUUUAUCUUCUAACUACUUUUCAGGUGAAAUUCCAUCUCUUAACAACAUGACUUCUUUGAGGGUGGUCAAAUUUGGCUUUAACAAUUUAAAUGGAAGACUACCAAAUGAUUUUUUCAAUCAACUUCCUCAACUCGAAAAGUUUGCUUUAAACAACAAUCAAUUUGAAGGAAGUAUUCCACAAUCAAUUGGUAACUGCACAUCGUUGAUAUUCUUAGAUUUAUCAUCAAACUUUCUCACAGGUGAAAUUCCAAAAGGGAUAUUGGGUGAUCUUAGACGGCUGAACACACUGCACCUUGGCAAUAACCAGCUUUCAGGCAACAUAUCGUUAAUAUUCAAAUUCAACAGUUCAUUAUUGCAAGAAAUUGAUCUUAGCUAUAAUAAUUUGUCUGGCAAUCUUCCGUCAUGUAUUUGUCAUGAGCUCCCAAAUCUUAGAAUAUUCUAUCUUCAUCAUAAUGAUAUUUCUGGUAACAUGUCGACCGUUUGGAAUCAAUGUGAAGAGUUGGAGAUAUUAUCUUUAGCAUUCAAUAGUUUCAACAAAGGACCCAUGCCAGAUGGUAUCCGAAACAUGACCAAACUUCAAGAACUAUAUCUUAUGCGCAACAACUUGGAGGGUGAAAUUCCAUGGCUUAACAAUAUGACUUCUUUGAGGGUGGUCAACUUUGCCUUUAACAAUUUAAAUGGAAGACUGCCAAAUGAUUUUUUCAAUCAGCUUCCUCAACUCAGAAAUUUUAGUUUAUACAACAAUCAAUUUGAAGGAAGCAUUCCACAAUCAAUUGGUAACUGCACAUCGUUGAUAUACUUAGAUUUAUCAUCCAACUUUCUCACAGGUAUGUUGUAUUUUUUAUCUCGACAUAUUUACUUGAAAUAAGAUUCAUAAUUAUCAUUUUUUCAAUUAUUUUACAUU
Messenger RNA from Medicago truncatula (barrel medic), 1526 nucleotides. Its product is annotated as LRR receptor-like serine/threonine-protein kinase GSO1. The record is from RefSeq and is a predicted model, not a curated record. Bases 21 to 1490 code for a protein of 489 amino acids. Gene Ontology annotation, molecular function: protein binding. The transcript is spliced from 4 exons. Lineage: Eukaryota; Viridiplantae; Streptophyta; Magnoliopsida; Fabales; Fabaceae.